AGUUUUAAUGUGCAAUAUAGUCGACUUCCUGUCCGGAUCCUUAGCGUGAUUUGUGAGAGCGGGAAGAAUCACAGCGAGCAUGACUUCAUCACCAGUGGAGUACACCAUUGGAGGGGUGAAGAUCCACUUCCCCUGCAAGGCUUACCCGUCCCAGCUGGCUAUGAUGAAUUUAAUUGUACGAGGUUUGAACACAGGGCAGUACUGUUUACUAGAGUCUCCAACUGGAAGUGGAAAGAGCUUGGCGUUGCUUUGUUCAGCUCUGGGUUGGCAGCAUGCACAGUUUGCCAAACUGCAGGAAGGAGGAAGCACCGGUCCAGACAAGAGCCACAAGUCCGACUCCCCCACGUCUUGCAAGUGUGGGUGUCACAGCAAAUCCAGCAGGAACAAGGCAACAGCAGCAGACAAACAUGCUGUUGUGGACCUCACUGUGUCACCCUCUAAAGACACGGCUCAGCCGUCGACUUCAGCACAAGAACCCAUGCUUCUCCCAGAAGAAGAAGGAAGAAAACAGUCUCUAGCCUCUCGACUGUCAGAGAAGCUCCAGGCAUCUCUCAGCUCCGACUGUGUGAAAGAUGAUGACUUCCAGCAAGACAGGAAACGCAUCCGCACUGCAGAGAACACGAGCCGUAAAAGGCAGCGACUGGAGAAGGGAGUCGUGUUCACAGACGAUGAGCCGGAGCUGGAAAACCAGCCAGCGGGACCUCAGAGUUGGAAUGCCGAGACGAAACACCAAGCUCCCGGUUGUUCCUCUACUUCCUGCGCUCCUGAACCCUGCUCGCAGUGCCCGUGCGCUUCAACCGAGGAUGGCGUGAAGGACAAAGAGAAAGAUGGCAGAAGAAAGAUUCCAAAGAUCUUCUUUGGCACUCGCACACAUAAACAGAUAACUCAGAUCACCCAUGAGCUGAAGCGCACCCUUUACUGCGGCGUGCCUAUGACCAUCUUAUCCAGCAGAGACCACACCUGUGUCAACCCAGACGUGGUGCCUCACGCAAACCGCAAUGAACGCUGCAAGGAUCUGCUGGAGGCCAAGGAUGGAAGGUCCUGCCGCUACUACCACGGUGUGCAGAGGAUGCGGGACCAGAACACUCUACAACAUGUCCAUGGGUUGCGGGCAGCCUGGGACAUUGAGGAGCUGGUGACUCUGGGCAAACGGCUUCGCUCGUGCUCCUACUUUGCUGCCCGUGAGCUCAUGCAGAGCGCCUGGAUCAUCUUCUGUCCGUAUAACUACCUGCUGGACCCAAUGAUCAGAGAAAGCAUGGAGAUUGACCUGGAAGGCCAGAUAUUGGUACUGGAUGAGGCCCACAACAUUGAGGACUGUGCGAGGGAGAGCGCCAGCUACACACUGGACUACAAGAGUCUGCUGAUGUCCAGAGACGAGCUGGACAGCAUGGUCAACAACAACAUCCGACGUUCCAAACACGAGCUGCUCAGGGGCUUCUGCUACAGUCUGAUCAACUGGAUCCAGGAGAGCCAAAGCCUGAUGUCUGAGCGCGGCUAUGAGACUGCCGGUAAAGUCUGGAGUGGGAAGGAUAUAGUGGGCAUCUUUCACACUUUGGGCAUCACUGCAGACACCUUCAACAUUCUGAAGCAAAACCUGGCAGCAGUCUUGGAGAAGGAGGAGCGUGUUGGAGUCGUUAAUGGGAGAGAAGACGUGGUGCAGAUUCCAACCAUCAGCCCACCUACUGCAACUGUGCUCAAAAACCUCUUCAUGGUGCUCGACUUCCUCUUCAGAGACAGCUGCAGAUUUGCUGACGACUAUCGUGUUGCUCUGCAGAAGAGCUAUGCUUGGACUAACCAGGCUCCCCCCGAUGUCCCCGACGCCCAGGGCUUUAUAGUUCGGCCACGUAAUAGACGCCAGACUGUCCGGGUCAAGGCUGAAGUCCUGACGCUGAGCUUCUGGUGCCUUAACCCUGCUGUGGCUUUUUCUGACCUGAGUGGGUCUGUGCACAGCAUUGUGUUGACCUCUGGAACCCUGUCACCCAUGGACUCCUUUUCCUCUGAACUUGGUGUGAAAUUCUCCAUCCAGCUGGAGGCCAACCAUGUGAUCAAUAAGUCUCAGGUUUGGGUGGGCACUGUUGGCACAGGACCUCAAGGCAGGAAGCUCUGUGCCACCUUUCAGAACGCAGAGACGUAUGCCUUCCAGGAUGAAGUGGGUGGCCUGCUGCUCCACGUCUGCCAGGUCAUGGCCAAGGGUGUGCUCUGCUUUUUGCCUUCCUACAAGAUGCUGGAUAAACUGAGAGACCGAUGGACCAAAACUGGUCUCUGGGACAAGCUAGAGCAACAGAAAACGGUGAUCACAGAGCCCCGUGGUGGUGGAGGCAAGGGAGACUUUGAUGAGCUGCUUCACACGUACUACAGUGCCAUCAAAUACUGUGAAGAAAAAGAUGGUGCACUGCUGAUUGCUGUGUGUAGGGGUAAAGUGAGCGAAGGGCUUGAUUUUACGGACGACAACGCCAGGGCAGUAGUCGCCGUUGGAAUUCCCUUCCCCAACAUUAAAGACCUCCAGGUGGAACUGAAGAUGAAGUACAAUGACCUGCACUCUAAGUCCAGAGGUCUUCUCCCAGGCAGUCGCUGGUAUGAGAUUCAGGCCUACAGAGCCCUGAACCAGGCCCUGGGGAGGUGCAUUCGCCACAGGAAUGACUGGGGAGCUCUAAUUCUGGUGGAUGAUCGGUACAGGAAUAAUCCUAAUAAGUACAUCACAGGUCUGUCUAAAUGGGUCCGCCAGCUUGUCCAGCAUCACAGCACCUUCAGCGACGCAAUGCAGUCUUUGGUUGCAUUCUCUCAGGUGCAGAAGAAGAUGGAUGGGGCUCCUGCUGACAGGCAGGCCAUCAGCUCUACUGUCUCGUCUCCCAGCAGCCACCUAGCAGCCGCUGCAGAGGGACAUAGUCUGCCUGAGGCUUCAGAACCUCAGAUACCUAUCUCAAGUGUCAGACUACCUGAACCCCAGCAGCACUCAAGCCCCUCAGCCGACCUCGUUUGUUCCCAUACACAGUUGAAAGCUGAACAGAAAGAAAAAGCAGACCAGUUGAAGAAGCAGCACCGUCCCUCAGAAGAGCCUCUCCCACUUCAAAAAAGAGCAGCGCUGCCUCUGUUCUCCAUUUUCACCUCCAGCCCCACCAACCACACCUUCAGGAAGCCCAUUUUUAAAAGAAGUGCACCGAGUAGUCCUGGCCAGGAAACCUCCAAUUGUUGUGACGACAAAGAAAACCAGCAGAUCGCCUCUGCAUCACUGAAGACUAAUGGUUCAGCCAGAGGAGACCAAACCAGUCUGGCUCCAGAGCCCGCUCCAGUAACGGCCCCGCCCAGCUGUGAAAACGAACCACCUGCAGCAGGCAGUUCAGACGAAGACGAAAAGGACCAGACUGUGUUUUUUACUCCAGAACUUUUUGAGGGUGAAGGAGAUGAAGGCGGUGCACAGGAGGAGACGAAGGCAGAGUCACUUCCAGAGUCGGUCCAAGGAGCAACGAGCACAGCCUCGGUGACCGAAGAGCUCCUCAGCUCUGAGCAGACCCACGUGCGAGGGCUCGCCUUGGCUCUGGAUGGACAGAGUGCUGUUUCAGUCAGUGAGCAGAGCGCAGGACUGUCGCAGGGGAAGGAAGAAGUCAGAGGACAGAAGCAGUAUGAGGAGGGAGAGGGUAGACAGAGAGGCAGCAGGCUGUCCAGGUCCAGACAGAACGUUUCCUCCACUCAAACAGGUCUAACUACUGCUCAGCAAGACGAGGCAGAAGGUCCUACACUACAAUAAACAUUCAAAACAUGGAAACCAGAUUCAUGUUAAAAUCAGCUGAGGUGCAAUAGAAAGCCCUACAUUCAGUUCAUCAUUUAGUCCUGUUUAAUGAUGUGUUUGUAGAUUAUGGGUGAGGAAGGGGAAUGUUUUAGAUGUCUGAGUGAACCAAAGACGGGCCUUUUUCAGUCUCAUUUACAACCAUGUAAUUAUUUGUUGUAAGUACAAAUAUUUGCAUAAACUUUGUUAGUUCACAAUAAAAUUGUUC
Molecule: messenger RNA, 3992 nt
Organism: Pundamilia nyererei
Lineage: Eukaryota; Metazoa; Chordata; Actinopteri; Cichliformes; Cichlidae
Gene: brip1
Product: BRCA1 interacting helicase 1
Exons: 20
Coding region: 80-3745 (1221 amino acids)
Biological process (GO): nucleotide-excision repair; double-strand break repair involved in meiotic recombination
Cellular component (GO): nucleus
Molecular function (GO): hydrolase activity, acting on acid anhydrides, in phosphorus-containing anhydrides; DNA binding; ATP binding
Source: RefSeq, a predicted model, not a curated record